Molecule: messenger RNA, 311 nt
Organism: Ilex paraguariensis (yerba mate)
Lineage: Eukaryota; Viridiplantae; Streptophyta; Magnoliopsida; Aquifoliales; Aquifoliaceae
Source: the annotation of a GenBank genome assembly
AGAAGCUGUAUCUUAAGGAGAGGAAAGGGCUGGGAAGUCUUGGAGUUGAGGACCUGCUCCAUUCUCAGAUGCCAUGUGAUUUCCUGAAGAUGUUUGAGCCCUUGGAUUCACUGCAACUAUUGAAGAAUUCUGCAUAUCGUUGGAUCUUUGCACUAAGCUUAAGGAGACAGCUGCCUGGAUCAUUCCAGAAGGCUGAGCCUUCCAUUGGGCUUACUGGAUCAUUCCAGUUGGCUGGGACCUCCCUUGGGCUGUUUCCUUCUGUGUUGCUUGGUCACGUUGUCUUCUAUGGCCUAUUCUUGGGCCUCUACUAG